Seminavis robusta is the source of this 933-nucleotide messenger RNA. The record is from the annotation of a GenBank genome assembly. Lineage: Eukaryota; Bacillariophyta; Bacillariophyceae; Naviculales; Naviculaceae.
CCCAAAGAUAUUUUGAUCUCCGAAAAAGAUUCGAAGGCACGCAGAACAGAUGGCAAACAGAACAAACAUAUCCAAAAGACACACCCGAAGGAUGCUUUGGUGAUGGCUGGUUGUCACUCCAGUGUUUUUGCCGAGUUACAGUUGCACUCCAGUUAUAUUAUCUUACUAGCUACACUGUAGCUAGUUGCUCAAUAUGAACCAGUUCCUAUCAUUGUCGAUGCUCUUCUUGGGGGUGGUGCUUGCAUUGUUCACUGAAGGAUGUCGAGCCUUUGCUCCUCGUCCUUCCAUUGCCACCCUUUUAAACACUAAUGCAAAGACGACCACCUCUUUGUUCUUGGCAGACAUGCCACUGGAAGAAGGCGAGGAGGAACUUUUCUUCUUGCAGCAUAAUAAGGAAGAUGAUGAUUUGGAUGAUUUGGACGAUCAAUGGAUGGCAUUUCAAGAGCAACGACAACAAGUGCCAAAACAAGUGCGUCUCGCAGAUUUGGCUUUGGAAACAACAACAACAACAGAGACACAACAAGCUACGAAUGACAACAACAACGGUGCAAUGCAAGAAGUGGCCAUGGCGGGAGCAUUCUUUCUCGUUGCAAUCACAUGCCUGGUUGGAGUCUACUACAGUGGGACAGCACCCGUACUCGUCGCCACCACCAACCAUAUGGAUAUCAUUCCGUACUAACUAAACUUACACGCUGAAACCGAGAAAAGCAAGAACAACAAGAAGGAGAGAGGCAUUGCCCAUGGUGUUGCGUUACGUACCCAAAGAAAAGCAACAUCAUGGAUUGAUGUUGGAAUAGUUUUAAGAUAGAUUUUGAUUGGUGGAAACCAGUUCCUCUUGCCGUAUCGCCAAUGACUUGACUAUUGGUUCCAUCUGUGGUAACUCUCUAGCUAGCUCUACUCUUUGAUCUAUCUGACUCGCUCAUCAGUGCUGGG